Molecule: messenger RNA, 563 nt
Organism: Drosophila subobscura
Lineage: Eukaryota; Metazoa; Arthropoda; Insecta; Diptera; Drosophilidae
Exons: 2
Coding region: 69-563 (164 amino acids)
Source: RefSeq, a predicted model, not a curated record
CACGACUCAUUCGUCGCACGCUGUCAGAGCACAACGGUCCUGUCUGCGCUGAAGGUACGACUAAGAUUAUGUGCAAAUUUACCAAUCGCUUGUUCGUGUUUGCCCUGCUGCUGCUGGCGCUGGGAAAAAUACUGGCACUGCCCGUAUUGGUCAAGGCUAGUCGUCCGGGUAGCGGUAGCUCACGAAAUGUGGUCAACGAUCUGCUGGAGUUCUUGUAUGACGACUACAAUGACAACGGAUUUCAACAGGAGGACAUCUACUAUGAUCAGCGGCAAAAGGGUGCUGAAAAUUUACAGUUGAAGAUGGACGGUCUGGUCGUAGCUGCAGCACCCGCGAUGACUUUCCAAUCGUUGUAUCUGAUGGCCGAGCAAUAUUUCAACAUGGGCGAAAUGCUGCGACAGUCUACUACAGAGCCAGACGAAACUCAAUUGUACGAAAAGGAUCUAGUUAGAGAGCCAGAAUCAACCGCUCCCGAGAACCAUUCCAAAAUUGCAGAUCCAAAAACUGACAUGGAAAGCAGACAGCAGACAGCACCACAAAGCCCCAGCCGGUGUGUAUCCUAA